Prorocentrum cordatum is the source of this 1617-nucleotide messenger RNA. NCBI's taxonomy places the organism in Eukaryota, Dinophyceae, Prorocentrales, Prorocentraceae. The record is from the annotation of a GenBank genome assembly.
CCCAAAUUGGCUCCGCAGAGAGAGCCCAUCCCCCAACGCGCCCCGGGCCGCCGUGCCCCCCCCCCCCCCCGCCAGCCCGCGCCGGGCGAUGCCGCGGAGGCCGCGGCCGCGUGGCGGUCCCAGCGCAGGGCGCGCCGCGGAGGCCGCGCGGUCGUAGCCGCCAGCGCGAAGGUUUGGAUUGCGGGGCGCUCCUGGAUGUCCGACUUGCUGCGCAAGCACAUCGGCUCGAGGAGAGAGUUUCCGCCGUGGAAGAACGUGAAGUUCAGGUGCUCCUUCCACAACACGGUCUACGACGUGCUGAAGGCUCGCGGCUUCAAGGAAAGUGAUUCCGAGCAGGAUUGGGACGUGUUCUGGUGCGACAAGGAGUGGAUCCAUGAGGUGUUCGACCACAUCCACCUCCAGCCACAUCAGCGGGUCAACCACUUCCGCAACCACUACGAACUCACCCGCAAGGACCUCCUGGUCAAGAACAUCAAGAAAGCUGAGCGCCAGGCCCGCCGCGACGGCAACCUGGAGGAGGCCGCGUCCUACUACGCGUGCUCCCCGACCACCUUCGUGCUGCCCCAGGAGUACUCCAUGUUCGUCGAGGAGUUCAAGAAACAGCAGAGCGCGGGGGCGAUCUGGAUCAUGAAGCCCGUGGGCAAGUCGCAGGGCAAGGGCAUCUUCUUGUUCGACAAGCUGAGCCAGAUCUCCGGGUGGCGACAGAAGCCCGAGUGGAUGCGCAGGGAUGAGGAUGCGGGCAAGAGGGGCGGCGGCGACAAGGACGAGGACGAGAAGGGCCAGGCCGAGCCCUACGUCGUGCAGCGCUACAUCUCCAACCCGCUGCUGAUCGGGGGGAAGAAGUUCGACCUCCGCCUCUACGUCCUCGUCACCAGCUACGCCCCCCUAAGCGUAUGGAUGUACCGCAGCGGCUUCGCCCGCUUCUCGCACGCCCGCUUCUCCAUGGCGGACUUGUCAGACGCACAGGUCCACCUGACCAACGUUGCUGUGCAGAAACACAACGAGCAUUACGACGAGAAGCGCGGCGGCAAGUGGGACCUGCACAAUCUGAAGCUGCACCUGAUGUCCCUAGAGGAUCCUGAGAAGGUCAAUGAGCUCUUCUACGGGAUCCAGGACAUCGUGCUCUACUCGCUGCUGUCCGUGCAGAAAGCCAUGAUCCAGGAUAAGCACUGCUUCGAGCUCUACGGGUACGAUGUUAUGAUCGACAGCGACCUGAGGCCGCUACUGAUCGAGGUCAAUGCGUCGCCGUCGCUCUCCGCAAACACGCCCACAGACUACGACAUGAAGUUCGCGCUGCUGGACGACACGCUGACCAUCCUGGAUUUCGAGAAGUACCUCGUGGGCACCGAGACUCAGGUGGGCGGCUUUGACCUGCUGUAUCGGAACGGGGCGCGCCUCGGGCCGCCCCCGCGCGCGAGCUUCAAGUCCUACCUGGGCUGCCACAACGACCGCGAGCAGCAGCUCCGGCGCAUGGCCAUUGCCUACGGCGCGGAGCAGGAGCGGCGGCGGCCUGGGGCGCAGCCGCCGCCGCCGGCGCCGCCACCGCCGGGCGCCCUGCGCCGGGAGAGGAGCGGCGGGGCCCAGGGCGCAGCGCGGCGGGCGAAUACCGGCCGCUGA